Solea senegalensis (Senegalese sole) is the source of this 2644-nucleotide messenger RNA. It is a transcript of the gene rabep2, whose product is annotated as rabaptin, RAB GTPase binding effector protein 2. Gene Ontology annotation, cellular component: intracellular membrane-bounded organelle. The transcript is spliced from 12 exons. The record is from RefSeq and is a predicted model, not a curated record. Gene Ontology annotation, biological process: endocytosis. Gene Ontology annotation, molecular function: GTPase activator activity; growth factor activity. Bases 349 to 1779 code for a protein of 476 amino acids. NCBI's taxonomy places the organism in Eukaryota, Metazoa, Chordata, Actinopteri, Pleuronectiformes, Soleidae.
ACAUCAGAAAAAAAUCAUGUAACUACUUUUCUCGACUGUUUAACUCCAAAUGAAAGCGGUCGAUUUGAAAAACUGGCAGAUGAUUUAGACGGAAGAAGACAGGUAGGGAGGAAAGGUAUUUGAGAACAGGAAGGAGGUUGACGUGAUUUCCGCAGGUUUAGACCGGGGAAAGUUGUUUCCUGAAGUUGUCUGAGCGGAUCACUUCCACGCGAAAGUCCCUGCUGCUUGAACGAAUGAAAUAAAAAAAAGGAGGAAAACACCAAAAUGGCGUGUGCAGGUCUCUCGUUCUGCUGGUGAUGAGGUAUUUUAUUUCUCGUCUGCGGGUGUAGCUGUUCGUGUGACUGGAAGAUGAGCUCCAACACUGAAGACGCAACAGAGGCAAACUUACAGGCCCAGCUAGCCGAGUAUCGAGCUCAGGCUGAACACUGGCAGGGAGUGGCGACGAUCUGUGAGCUGAGCAAACAGGAGGAACUGGCAGAGCUGCAAAAACAAUGUGAUCAAGAGAUCCAGUCGCUGCAGGAGGCUCUCAGAGAGACAGCAGCUCAGUAUGAGGCCAGGAUAGCUCUUCUCCAGUCUCAGUCUCUGGAGUUGAGGAGAGUUGGGGGACAAAACCUGAUCCGUGUAAGGAAAGGCAGGACGGACUCUGACGUCUCCGGGCACGAAUCCUCAACACUGAACAGCAACAGUCUGACAGAGGCUGAGGUGGCGGCUUCGACUAGCAGGAGGCACAGCCAUUCAGCAGAGCUUGAAGCUGCGGCAGAGGGAGAAGGGGCUACGCACACAACAGAGGGAUAUUUUUCACUGCGUCACUGCGACUCUGCCUCGCUGUCCUCCUUCUCCUUAGACACACCCUCCCUGCCCAGAAAACGCCACUCUCAGGAAGACACAGACUCACUGGUAUCUACAGGAACUUUGGUUCCUGAAGCCAUUUACCUGCCACCGGCUGGACACCGGCUAGUCACACACAGUGACUGGGAUGCUCUUAAUGCUCAGGUGUCGGAGCUGCGAGGGGAAGUGAGUCGGUUGCAGGAUGAAAAGGAGGAGCUAGAGAGAGUACUGGAUGCACAGACCAACCACACACAGAGACAGGUAACAAUGCUCCAGUGUCAGGUGCAGAGCUCAGAGGCCCUCCUCCAGGAUUUGCAGAAAUCAUUAAGCCAAUCACAGAAUGACGUCCAGAGUCACCUGGCUGAGUUCUCUUUUUCUCAGAGGAAGAUGUGCAAUGAGCUGUCCAGACUGAGAGGGGAGAAGGUUGAGGACAUACCAGACUCCAGCGCUGCAUUCACAGCAACACUGCAGACUCACCUGCAGGGGGCGCACUGUGAGGAGCGCCUUCGCAUUGAGAUCGUGAACCUGAGGGAGCAGCUGGACAAUCGUGCAGACGAAAACGAGGUUUUAGAGGUGCAGCUGUCCAGUCUGAAGACGGAGACAGAGAAGGUCCAGGCUCAGAAGGACCAAUUGCAGGCUGAACUGGCGGCUUGUCGCGCAGAGCUGGAAGCUCUACGGGUGGCGCUCUCUCAUGUACACAGCACUAACAAGGCUCUCAGCAAAGAUAAAGCGGCGCUGCAUCAACAGUGUCUGGAGCUGCGGAGUCAAGUGAUCAGCAUGCGUUCCCAGGUCGACACCAGUCAGACAGUGCAGAGGGACUUUGUGCAGCUCUCCCAGUCGUUGCAGGUGAAGCUGGAGCUGAUACGGCAGGCUGAGACUCUGGAUCAAGUGAAGGAAAUCCUGGAGGAGGGAAUCACUGAUGCUGGUUCUUCACCUGCAGACGACUUGUAAGUUUUAAAAAGUCACACUGGAACCAAAGAAUCGUGGACCAAGAUGAAAUAUCCCAAAGUGACCAAUAAUGACUGACUGACCACAGUCAUGUUUAAAAAAAAAAAUAGACAGUUAUGAAGAGUGAGAACCCGAGUCACCACAGAGUAUUAUAACACUAGAAUUACUGUGCAAACAGCAAGUGUAGAAGUGAUGAUUUUGUUUGUUUGUUUCAGAGACAAUUGUUUUGUGUCACUAACUGAAACUGUUGCUUCUUGACCAAAGUGACGUUUUAGGAAUCUAGAAACCAUUUUUCUAUCAUCCAGAAACACAUGUAAAUAUAUUCUGUUUAUAAAAUUGACAUGACUUCAGCAAAACACUCAACAGUUUUAACACUUACUCAUUUUCUUCACAUGCGGUCUUUUUUUUGUCGCAUCUUUUUGUGAAGAGAUGAUCGUCUUAAGCACUGGAUCAUCUUCUGAACAUUCCUAAAUUAACUGGAUUUCAGAUAUAAUGCCUCUUGUAUUUAUUCGUUUUUCCCUUUCAAGUGUAGUUUUGUCAAAUACUGUAUUUCUGUUCUCCAUAAUUUCAUACAUUCUAACAAAUUAAUAAUUGUGCAUCAGGAAAGAAGUACCAAUUGAUUCAAGGAAAUGUGAAUUUGCAUCACCUUGCUAAUUUUCAUUUAAUACACCCUGACAACUGAAAGUGGGUUUUCAUGUCUUUGAAUUCACAAUCAAACAAUUAGUAUGAUUAUGUUCCUCUGGCUAUGGAGAUUCUCUAAGACUAAUGUGCAUAUUUGUUACAUGCAUAGACCGUGUAUGAAAAUGGACAUAGUUUUCCACUCGCAAAAUAAAUAAAUGUGAAGCCUCAAGAUUCACAAUUUAACCAG